Lucilia sericata (common green bottle fly) is the source of this 5050-nucleotide messenger RNA. RefSeq lists its product as uncharacterized. Gene Ontology annotation, biological process: DNA repair; telomere maintenance. The record is from RefSeq and is a predicted model, not a curated record. The transcript is spliced from 2 exons. Lineage: Eukaryota; Metazoa; Arthropoda; Insecta; Diptera; Calliphoridae. Gene Ontology annotation, molecular function: DNA helicase activity. The annotation marks the transcript as partial.
AUGCGAAACAAUGCAAGUCGGCAAUUAAGACGUACAGAUCCAUCUUACAGUCAGAGGGAACUAAAUCGUGACGGUGCUAGACGUCAAAAUAGACGAGCAGAUCCAUCUUACAGCCAGAUGGAACUUAAUCGUGAUGACAUUGGUCGUCAAAAUAGACGAGCAGAUCCAUUUUACAGCCAAAUGGAACUUAAUCGUGAUGACAUUAGUCGUCAAAAUAGACGAGCAGAUCCAUCUUACAGCCAGAGGGAACUAAAUCGUGAUAAUUUCAGUCGCCAAAAUAGACGCCAAGAUCCAUCGUAUAGUCAACGGGAACUAAUUCGCGAUGAAGAUAGUCGUCAAAUUAGACGAGCUGAUUUAUUAUACCGAGAAGCAGAACAGUACCGCGAUACUUUGGAACAUCAAAUGAGACGAUCUAACCCAUCAUAUAGGAUUCAAGAACAAGUCCGUAACACUGCAGAACAUCAAAUUAGACGAAGAAAUCAGGAAUAUCGGUCAGAAGAACAAAUUCGUAACACAACAGAGCACCAAAAUAGACGCAGUCAUAGGGAAUAUAGGAUCGAAGAACAAGUUCGUAAUACAACAGAGCAUCAAAUUAGACGGAGUAAUCAAGAAUAUAGAUUACAGGAACAAGUUCGCAACACAGAGGAGCAUCGCAACAGAAGAAGUGACAAUAUUUACAGUGAGUUAGAAAGAUCAAGGAAUACAUUACGGCGCUCUUUGCGUAGACGAAAUAUGCAAUACAGAGUGAUGGAACAGCAACAAAACACCAUACAACGACACAUACUACGAACAAUGGAGCGCCAGAAUCAACAUGACAUACAACGUAAUGUUCAGGAAAGAGUUACUCGCCACAGGCAAGAUAAUAUUAACAGAGAAAUGGAAAAUAGCCGGCAAGCUGAACGAAAUCGUCAACUGAGAGAGGAACUACCUGUAGAAGAACUAGAGGAAAGCAGACGAAUAGUAGCAGAAAAUGGAAAUCGCAUACGAUUUCUCAGGUCAAUAAAAAAUAAGCGAAGGCCAAAUAUUCGUUUGUCAAAUGGACUUGAUUAUCCGGAGAUACCUGAGUGUCUCAAGGACUUAACGUCCAUCGAAGAACGGCUUGUGACAGCCAGACUUCCUUUUAUGAUAAUCAUAGCUCUUGGAUUUGAAAGACAAAGCGCAAUAAGAGGAGCUGUUGUAAAUGUUCCUAUUUCCGUCAAUGAAGUAGUUACAGCUCUACCUAGGACAUUCGAUCAAGCUGAAGUAAUUCAGCUUCAUUUAAGACGUCGACUUGAAUACCAGCACGACUACAUGACAGAAACUAUUAGACCUGCUAGAGUUAUUGAGGCUGCCAGAUAUUUGGUUACGUCCGAUUUAUACAUUAAACAUGGCAUAACUAUCGACAGUAAUUGGUUCGAAAGUUUUGCUUCUCAAAAUGUUGUUCCCUUUGUAGCUGAUCGUCAAGAUGAAAAUAUCAUUAAUAAUAUUUUCGAGAAUCAAAAUGAUUAUAAUUCUAACGCUGAGAGCAAUAUUGAUGAGUUUGAUGUAGAAAAUCUUAAUCCAGGUGGACAAGAAACAUUACUUGAUAAUGUUCCGGUGGAAAAUGUACCAUUACAAAGAUUAGUAAUGGCACCUGGCGAAGGCCAGCGUCCUCUUGAUAUGGUAAUAGAUGAAGAUUCGGAGGAACUAUCAUUCGUUACCAUAUAUGGAGGGAGAAAAAGGACAUGCUCAGAAAGUUAUAGCAAAAUAGUUCGCUCAGAACUACGAAGGUAUGAUAGACGUGCUUGCAGAAUCGAUAAAUUACUCUACAGCUAUAAGAAGUUGGAGCUGUUGUCAAUAAAGAGUGCGAUGUCAAUUGCUUUACGCAAACAUGUCCGCUCGAAUAAUGUUACAGCGGGUAAUGCCCUUAACGAAACUUUCAUGAACAGCCUCAUACAACAUGACGAUGGAUAUCGUAUUUUAAAGGGUGUUCGAUCUUCUCCAGCUCACUGGGAAGCUGAGAAGAAAAAAGCUGUAGCAAUGAUUAGACAAUUUGGCCUACCUACAUUUUUUAUUACUUUAUCAGCUGCUGAAACGAAAUGGACAGAGCUUUUGGUUAUUUUGUCAAAAACUGUGGACAAUAUAGACAUAACUGAAGAUGAAGCUGUUAAUCUUAGUUUCACGGAAAAGGCGAGACUGAUACGCACUGACUCUAUUACUUGUGCCCGUUAUUUUGACUUUAGAUUCCGCCAACUUUUUGGUCUCUUCAAAAUGAAAAAUGGCAUUUUUGAUAACCACUAUGUGCAGCAAUACUAUUGGCGAGUUGAAUUUCAACAUAGAGGCUCCCCUCAUAUUCAUGGCAUGUACUGGCUUAAAGAUUCUCCAAAAAUUGAUCUUAAUGAUCAUUCAUCUUUCCCGACCGUUAUUCAGUUUAUUGAUAAAUAUAUAAGCACAAAUGGUAGCGAUCCAUGUGUUGCCCAAUAUAUAGAUUAUCAGAAACAUAAUCAUAAUCGGUCUUGUACAAGGGAAUACAGAAGUGAAAGAAUUUGCCGAUAUGGUAUUCCAUAUCCCCCCAUGCCUCAAACCGAAAUUUUAACUCCUCUUCCAGACAACUUUGAAAAUGCAUCUCUGUAUAAGGAGGGAUAUAUAAAAAUUCAAAAUUUUUUAAAUCAAAAUUUAAGCGUUGAAGAAGUUUCAAAUCUUAAUGAUUUUGAAUGUUUUUUAAGCAAUGAACAUAUUAAUAUGUCAUAUGAAGCUUACAAAUUAUCCCUCCGUUCAUCUUUGAAAAAACCUAAAAUUUUCUUACGUAGAAAGUUUGAGGAUAAAAUGCUAAACGCAUAUAAUCCUACGAUUUUACAAUUGCAUAGAGCAAAUAUGGAUAUUCAAUUCAUUUUGGACGCUUAUGCAUGUUGCAGUUACAUCGUUAAUUAUAUUAAUAAGUCUAAUCGCGGAGUUUCCAGAAUUCUACGUGAAGCCAUUGAUGAAAUUAGAGGCGGAAAUUUCACAAUUAAGCAAAAAUUGCAACAUAUUGGCCAUAAAUUUAUUUCUGGUACUGAAAUUUCGGCUCAAGAAGCAACAUAUUGUUGUCUAGGUAUGCGCCUUUCUGAAAGUAGUAAUGCUGACAUAUAUAUUAAUACCGUUAGACCUGAAGAAAGAGUAUUGAUUCUAAGAUCUCGUGAUGAACUUCAAAAUUUACCUUCCGACUCUACAGAUAUCUACGUCACAAGUCUUUUAGACCAUUACGUACAACGACCUGAUGAGUUGGAUUCUCUGUGCUUGGCAGAUUUUGCAGCCUAUUAUAAGUUUUCUAGAACUGCAAGAAAUGUACAAAAUGAAGAAACUUAUAACGAGCACGAUGAACAAGAUGAAAAUGAGUUUUCUGGACGAUUUCUUAGACUUAAGGAUAAUAGCGGAUUCAUCAAAAAGAAGACAAAGCCAAAUGUUAUUAGAUAUCGACGAUACAAUGUUAACACUCAUCGGAGCGAUUACUUCAGGGAAUUAGUAAUGUUGUAUCAUCCCUGGCGAAAUGAGGAAGUCGAUAUAUUGCAAAAUGACAAUGAAGGCUUUUGCAAUACUAAUAAGGAUGCCAUUGAAUCCAAUCGGAGACGAUACGACGUUUUUGAGGAAAGAGAACUUGAAAAUGUUCUUGAAAAUCUAAGACUUGAAUCUGAAUCCGACAAUAAUGGUCAUGGGGAAGAUGAAAAUCCAUCUAUUGAUAAUGAGUUUAGAGUUCUUGGGGUUCCUGAAAUAAAUCCGGAUAUUAAUGUAUUUAAUAUACCAGAAAACGAACCAACCGAAGAAUCUCCGGAAGGUUGUAUACGUUUAAUUAAGCUACCACCUCUUAUACCAGAAAAUGAUUUAUUAACAAUGGUCAGAUCAUUAAAUAAUAAGCAAAAAAUUUAUUUGACACAUUUGUUACAUAAUAUAAAAUUGGGCCAACCAUUUUAUGAAUUUGUAGGAGGUGGUGCUGGAGUCGGUAAAAGUAGAUUAAUAUCUGCAUUAUACCAGUCAGUGAAUUACAGACAAAAUUAUAUACCUGGUAAUGACCCGAAUACGAUAAAAGUCUUGCUUUGCGCACCAACAGGAAAGGCAGCAUUUGGCAUAGGUGGAGCUACACUUCACUCAAUGUUUUCACUGCCCAUAAAUCAAUCAUCAGCUGACCUUAGACCACUAACUAACGAUACAGCCAACACAUUGUAUUCGAAAUUCUUGAACUUAAAGCUCCUAAUCAUAGAUGAAAUAUCUAUGGUAGGAUCAAAAAUGUUUAGGUAUCUCGACACAAGGCUAAAACAGGUGUUUAAAUCGACUGCACCGUUUGGAGGGAUUUCUGUUUUAGUAUUUGGAGAUUUAAGGCAACUUCCCCCCGUUGGUGAUAGUUGGAUAUUUUCCGCACCAACAAAUGAUCCGUAUAGUGUAAUAUACGGAUCUUCACUGUGGGACAUGUUUAAAUAUUUUGAGCUCAACGAAAUAAUGCGCCAAAGAGAAGAUCAAGCAUUUGCAAGAGCUCUUAAUAAUAUGGCAUGCGGAAAAAUGUCUGAAGUAGAUAUAUCUCUUAUGAAAUCACGAGAAGUCCUUGAAUCGCAUGUUCCAGAUGAAGCAAUUCAUUUAUUAUGUACAAAUAUUGAAGUUGAUAACUGGAACACGAUUAAACUUAAUAGAAUAGCUACAGAAGAGGUAACAUCAUAUGCCAUUGAUCAAGUGAAAUCAGUGGGACUAUCCCGAGAAAAUAGGGAUCGCAUUUUGGAAAAUGUCAAAUGCUUUAAAACAUCCGAAACUCAAGGACUUCGGUAUGAUUUGAAGCUAAAGACAACUGCAAAGUACAUGAUUACGGUUAAUAUCAACACUAGCGAUGGCUUAGUUAAUGGAGCAACUGGCCAACUUAUGCAAAUUGGCUUUGAUAAUAAUCGAAAACCAUUAACAUUGUGGAUUAAAUUUCCUGAUGCUUCCAUUGGCGUUUUAGCUCGAUCACAAAGGCGACAUCCAAGCGAAGCUCUGUGGACCCCUAUUGAAUUGUUAGUACGGUCUUUCCAAUAUAAACGGAAUGAAAAUGUCAACAUUGACCGUAAGCAGUUUCCAGUUGUACCAGCUGAAG